Ostertagia ostertagi is the source of this 2337-nucleotide messenger RNA. The record is from the annotation of a GenBank genome assembly. NCBI's taxonomy places the organism in Eukaryota, Metazoa, Nematoda, Chromadorea, Rhabditida, Trichostrongylidae.
GUCAUUAUUGUAUGUACAAACAUCUAUCCUUACAUUCUGAAAUGGGCAUGCAGCCGCAAAGCAGAUGCUGAGGUUGAAAAAUGUUGGGAAGCAUUCUCUGUUCUCAAGGGGAGGAUUAUUAGUCACGCUGACUCGGAUAAUGAAGGGCAAUUUCUGGAAGCAAUCGUCCUCUCACAAUCGCUGAAGACUGAGGAGAGUGACACAUGUAGAGGAGAGGACAUCAUGUCACUUAAUGAAGUGCCUCGAGAUCAUAGGUUUAUUUCGUAUAGAAAGCUGCAGUCAGAAGCAGCUGUAAACCUUCAAUCUCUCAUGGAUCAGACCACAUUGCCACAUAUUUCUGCUCAGAAUCUUCUAACGGUUUUAACAGUCCUGUGUACAAUUUCGCGGCGAAGGCCAGAAUACAUGGCACGCAUUCUUGACUGCCUUGAAGCACUUCACAUUAAUCUUCCACCCACUUUAGGAGCUAGUCAGGUAAAAUCAAUGCGAAAGGAAUUGAAAGCUCAUCUUUUACGGAUACUGAAGCACCAGUCUUCGCUUCCAUUACAUCUCAGGAUCACAACUUUAUUGACGGAUCUAGGAGCAUCUCAGAGUGAAAUAAAUCGAGCUAUGCCGUCGAAUAUAGCUGAGCUGAGACGGAAAGCAUCUAAGCGGCAGACCGCGGCGGAGGAGCCAGCCACAAAGAAGAAGGCUAGAGGGGAUGACGCAUCUGGUGUACCACUGGACGAUGAUGAUUACGGAGAUGACGAGCCAGGCGCUACGGAUGCAGGAGCUCCGAUACCGGACUCGGCCCAUCAGUCGGCUAUAGAUAUCACGGCUCAGUUCAUUUAUGAGCGCUUGAAUCCUAAGCUUGUCGCUAACCUUGUGCUCAUUUCUUUGGUUACAUUACCUGACGAAAUGCCAGCCGCAUUCGCUUCGAGUUUCACACAGAUUGCCACUGCGGGAACUGAGCAACAUCGACGUCAUCUCGCUCGCAGUAUGGCUACUCAGGCUACAGCACAAGAACUUGGUCCAGGUGCAGAACAAAUGCGCAAGGAGAAAUUGGCUAAGUUCAUGGAAAGACAGUCAGCUAGAAAGGACGGCGUCUUCAUUCCACCGACGCCAGCUGUUCAUGUUGGAGGUCAUCAAGGACCUAAGCCACCAUUAGUUCCCAUUGGAGCUCUGCCUGGACCGACACCGAUCCCCGCUGUCCCUAAGGUAAAGCAGCAGUUCAACAUUUUCACUGAUACAAGGCAGUUGUCGAGAGAAGAAAUGGAGGGACUCUUCGAAAGCUGCUUCCAUGCGAUUAUGAAGGCUGAGCUUUAUAUUGAUGUUUCUGGACAAAAGUUGUACCAAAAGCAAUACUUCCCUGUCAAACAAUUAUGUGUAGAUACGCUGAAGGAGCUGUGCUCCUUGAAAUAUAUGCACCAAGACUUGCGGUUAAAAUUGAUCGAACAGCUGAAUGAGUGCGCAUUACCAACGCCACCACCACACUUUGUCACAUACAGGAAUGUCACAGAAUUUGAUGAGCCCUUGUAUCGUAGUGGAAUCCACCUCUACUUGGCUGUACUUCCGUUGGAUACCUCUCUACUUCUGCCACUUGCGAAGGUUUAUACAAAGGCGUCAACACUUCUCAAGAAGAUCAUGCUGCGAUCCAUUGAGAAUUCUAUCAAAGCCAUAGGAAUGGACAAUAAGGAUAUGUUACAGUUGCUUGAGGAGUGUCCUGUAGGAGCAGAGUCUUUCGUUGCACGAGUCGUGCAUUUGCUAACUGAAAGACAAACAGCCACAAAAGAGGUGGUUGCUCGAAUGAAGAAAUUACACGAGACAAGAAAUACCGACGUACGAUCACUUAUUCCAAUUUUGAACGGUCUCGAUAAGGAAGAUAUUGUGCGGAUUCUUCCGCAAUUCAUUCUGAAAGCAGCUCAUCAAAAUUCUGUCGGUCUCGUCUUUAAACGGCUUCUCACGAGUAGAAACGUGGACACUGGUGAACCGACACUGACCACUCCAGAUCUGAUCUAUGAAUACCAUAAGGUUCAGCCUUCUACACCAGAGGAGUUCGAAGUGCAGUCUGCAAAUCUGCGGGAAUUAAUGGACGCCCGUGCGAUGACCAGGGAGACGGUUGCUGAUGGGAUUGAGCGGCUGAUGGAGUUGAAUCCACUUCCAGCUCUUUUCUACUGCACGUUGGUGAUUGUGUACAAAAAGUACCCAUCGUUGGAUAGUUUCCUUGGAAAUAUAGUGCAAAAGGUGAUAGCCAAGGAUCUUUCGUCUCGUGAUGAAAUUACACGGAAGGCGUUCUAUCGAGCACUCAACAGUCUCAAGACGGUAGCAUAUUCGGUAAGUGAAUGUCAUUUGGAGGAAUGA